Molecule: messenger RNA, 5715 nt
Organism: Abrus precatorius (Indian licorice)
Lineage: Eukaryota; Viridiplantae; Streptophyta; Magnoliopsida; Fabales; Fabaceae
Product: increased DNA methylation 1-like
Exons: 8
Coding region: 667-4422 (1251 amino acids)
Biological process (GO): negative regulation of DNA-templated transcription
Molecular function (GO): transcription corepressor activity
Source: RefSeq, a predicted model, not a curated record
CAACGUAGUACGGCCAAACUGUAUAAACAGCCACCCAUGCAUCGUACCACCGCUUGAUCCUGCCACGUCAUCAAAAAGACCAACUUUACAGCGUGGCGUCAUCUGGACCGUCAAUAGUGCCAGUAAAACAAGGGAUUUGGAGGCAAAAUAAUUUGUACGCAUCAUCAUCUAUGUAUUUUCAUUUUCCAUGGAAUGCAAAGAAACGAAAAAGAAACCCAAAAUAAAUUAAUAAUAAAUAAAAACAAAAGAAGGGAGAAAGAGCAGCGUGAUUUGCUAAUUGGCAUUUUAUAAAGCGGCACUGCAAAUCCCAACCCCAAUUUCUCUCUUUCUCUCUCUCGUUCUCCGAUCAGUUUCCUUUCGCCGGCGAAUUGUGUCACUGAUCGGCGUCACCGAGCGAGGGUUUUCAUUUUCGGUCAAUUUUCCGGUGAGGUAAGACCCUUGAACAAAACAAAAUAAUAUUGCUAUCUUUUCACCGUUCUGGUCGGUUUUCUUCUGACGAGGGAAGACUUGGUGGCAUUUCGAUUGAUUUUGCUUCAGAUCUGGGAGUGUGCGCGGGGGGAUUUAUGUUGACUUUGAUUUAGGGUUUUCUGGGUUGGAUUUGGUUUGGGUUUUCGUGCUGAAUUAUUGGGAUGGCUGUUUUGGGGAUUUAGGGUUUUUUUGGGCUGGAUGGAACCUGGCACGAGAAUAGGUGGCCCUUCUGGGGUUGUGGUAAAGAAUAAAAGCUCUUCGGGGUGUUUAAUUGUGAGAAAAAAAGGGGAUGGUCUUGGCGGUGGGGUUGUUGGUUCUUCGAGUACUCGUAGGCAGUUUGAAUCGAAGAAAGUGAGGAAAAAGCGCAAGGUCGAUUUGAGUGAUUCGGGAUCGAGCGAUGAGUUACUCAUGCCUCCUGCUAGAAGGCUUGGCCCUGAGACCAUUCGAGUGUGUAAUAAUUUGACUGCUUUCGAACGGGGUAUGGUUGGAGGAGGUGAAAUCAGUAGGAAGAGGGAGAGAAUGGAGCAAAUUAGGCGUAAUGGAGAUGGGAUGGGCGAGGAGAAUGGUUUAGAGAGGAGGGAAAGGAAGCGUAAUAAGUUGGAUGUGUUUGAUUUUGAUGAAUAUGAUGGUAUGGAUGUUGAAGUGAUGAGAAGGAGGCAUUUUGAUAAUAAUGGGGUUGGUUUAGGAGGAGGAAGGUUUCUGGGAGUAAUGCAUGCUGCUAGAAGUAGCAUUGAUAGGGAAUUUGAAACCGGUUCAAGCAGACACACUGUGGAUAAGAGAAAAAACUCCUAUUAUGACAGAGCAAGUGGCUUGUAUCUGGGUGAUAGUGUUGACCAUAGUAGGUUCAAGAUAAACAGAGAUGGAGCUCAGCGUCCACUACCCAUGUUGAGAGAGAGGUUUAAUUCAGAUGAAUCCAUUAGGGUUCAGGGUAAAAAUGGAGUUUUGAAAGUUAUGGUUAAUAAGAAGAAGGUGGGUGGGCAACUGGAACACUAUGAUCAUCACAAACCUGUGGAAAGUAGACAAAGCUUGAGGGCUGAGGGCUCUGCCAAGAGGAAUGUCCUGAUCCAUCUUCCGUCAUACACUGAAACAAAACCUGUUGAGAAACAGGCUUUACAAGUUAGGUCAGAGAAGAAACAGAUAGCAAAAAGAAAAUCAUUGUCAAGUAAGGAUAGUAGGGGUGAUGAGCAGGAUUCAGAUAACAGUGACACAUCAUUAAAUCUGGGAGUAAAAAAUAUUGAAGCUCGUAAAUCAUCAAAGAAAAUAACCUCUGAAGAUGAACAGACUCCCGUGCAAGAAAAACUCCCCAAUACAAGAAUGAAAGAGGGAAAAAUCAAGCGUGGCAGUGGUACAGAAAAGCAAAAACUACGAGAACGAAUACGGGAGAUGUUGCUGAAUGCAGGUUGGACCAUAGACUAUCGCCCUCGAAGGAAUAGAGACUAUCUAGAUGCAGUUUACAUCAACCCAGGGGGUACAGCCUAUUGGUCUAUCAUCAAGGCUUAUGAUGCACUUCAAAAGCAAUUGAAUGAUGAUGAUAACGAGGCCAAGCCCAAAGGGGAGAGUUCUUCUUUUGCUCCCAUCUCUGAUGAUGUGCUCAGUCAAUUGACAAGGAAAACACGAAAGAAGAUGGAGAAAGAUUUGAAGAAGAAGCAAAGAGAUGAUAGUGAGAGUGACAGUGAAAAAGAGCAGAAGAUUAAAAGAACUACCAGCAAAAGACAUGAUAUGAAUGGCAUUGAUAGUGAUAGCAACGAAGAGAAGUUAAGUUCCUUUAUAAAGCAAGGAAGUAAGUCAAUGAAAGCUAAAAUGAUUGAAAAUGCUGUCACCAGUGGUAUCUCCAAAAGCCAGAAUGCUACUCGUCACUUAAAUGAUGGAACUGAAAAAUCACUCCCUGGAAAUGAUUCUCAUCUACAUGGAAGAAAAAGUAGAAAACAUGGGAGGUGCACUUUAUUAGUUCGUAGUUCUAACAAAGGAUUGAAUUCAGAAUCUGAUGACUUUGUUCCCUACACGGGCAAACGAACAGUGCUUUCUUGGUUGGUUGACUCUGGGGUAGUACAGGUUGGCCAAAAGGUUCAGUAUCGUAGAAGGAAGCGAGUAAUGCUGGAGGGAUGGAUCACAAGAGAUGGCAUUCAUUGUGGCUGCUGUAGUAAAAUCCUUACAGUUUCCAAGUUUGAACUUCAUGCUGGAAGCAAAUUACCCCAGCCAUAUCAAAACAUAUAUUUGGAUUCUGGAGUUUCUCUUCUACAGUGCCAGAUAGAUGCAUGGGAUAAACAAGAGAAUUCUAAGAAAAUCAGUUUCCAUUCAGUAGAUAUUGAUGGUAAUGAUCCAAAUGAUGAUACGUGUGGUAUAUGUGGAGAUGGAGGAGAUUUAAUCUGUUGUGAUGGUUGUCCUUCAACAUUUCAUCAGAAUUGCUUAGAUAUACAAAUGCUUCCUCCUGGUGAAUGGCAUUGUCCGAACUGCACCUGUAAAUUUUGUGGACUAGCCUGUGAAACUAUUGACAAAGAAGAUGAUGCAAUUGUAUAUACCCUGCAUACAUGUGAUUUGUGCCAGAAAAAAUAUCAUGACUGUUGUACCAAGGAUAUGGGUGCUUUUCCUACUAACUCCAAUAUGUUGGGGCCUUCCUUCUGUGGAAAAAGUUGCAAAGAGCUUUUUGAGCACUUGAAGAAGUACCUUGGGAUCAAGCAUGAACUUGAUGCAGGCUUUACAUGGUCUCUUAUUCAUAGAACAGAUGAGGACUCGGAUGCAGCUAGUAAGGGAAUUACCCAGUCCAAGCUAGCUGUUGCACUGACUGUGAUGGACGAGUGCUUUUUACCUGUUGUUGAUCGGAGGAGUGGGGUCAAUUUGAUACAUAAUGUAUUAUAUAAUAGUGGGUCAAACUUCAGUCGGUUGAAUUAUAGUGGCUUUUAUACAGCUAUUUUGGAGCGAGGUGAUGAAAUAAUUUCUGCAGCAUCUAUCAGAUUCCAUGGGACUAAGUUAGCUGAGAUGCCAUUCAUUGGAACUCGCCAUAUAUAUAGGCAUCAGGGAAUGUGUCGCCGACUUUUUUCUGCCAUCGAAUUGACUCUUUGUUCUCUGAAGGUUGAGAAAUUGGUUAUUCCUGCAAUUUCUGAACUUGUUCAUACGUGGACAAAAGUUUUUGGCUUCACACAUCUUGAGGAAUCACUCAGGCAAGAAACAAGGUCAUUGAAUAUGUUGGUCUUCCCUGGUAUUGAUAUGUUACAGAAGCUGUUAGUGGAGCAAGGAAGACUUGAGGGUGCUGAGAAAAUUGAAAAUGGAGAUGAGGAUUUUAUUAAGCCCAAUACAGCGAAUAGGUUAGAUGUGGAUGCCUCCGAUUUGCAAGAUCCUCAUGGAAGUGAAGAUGCUAGUUCAGAUCCUGCCAAUGAGAUGAACAAUGAAUGUAGUGAUGCUUCUCAAGAACUAAACGAUCAAGGUAUGGUUGGUAGGACUGUUUGCUCCAAAUCUCAUUCUGAGGAAAGAUUAUCUGAUUCCAUUUCAGAUAAUUGUGUUUCUCCUUCUAGUACUAGUCAUGGAGUAAUUGAAAAGAAAAAUGAAAUAGGGAAGACCUGCCCUGUUAAUGAUAAACUUUGUCUUUCCAAAUGUCAGCUCGUUUCAUCAAAUGACAUUUCUACAACUACUCUUCCAAUAGAUGCUCCCGAUUGCCCUGGAAUUCCAGUUUUGGGUCAGGAAACAGCUUGUUCUGACCCUGAUUCUGCUAAAAACAUGGUUGAACUUGUUUCUGACAGGAAAUGUCAUGCCUUGAAUGAUAAUGCUCUUUCUUCUGAAGAGGUUGAUACAAAUGAUACCCGUGAUGAGGAUCAUGAAACUGGUCCUUCGGUGAAUUUAUCUCAAGAGAAUAUUUCCAAGGAGAAUAAGGAAAAUGUUGAUAUCUCUGGUUCUGUUUGUAAUCAUGCUGGUGAUUGUUCUUUGGAAGUAAGAUCUGAGUUGAAUAGUGAAAUUGCAUGAGGGAGAAAAGAGUUCACACAUGGAAACAGAAGUUGCAUAAAAUGAAAUCCAUCUUAAUGAAACAGGCCUAAAUGCUUCUGGUGAUAGUUCUGAAAUUGAUCCAGUAUAAGAGAAUGAUCGAGUCUAAUAUUGCUGAUGUGUUUUAGUUCUGCAUGCGACUCUCACAAUUUUCUUUCAAAGACUCGAUGCCUUGUAAACGAUCAAUUUUCAAGGCUUCGGAGCGUAUGUGUCAUGCUUUAAUCAGGAUAGUAUGAAAAGGUUAUAUUGAUUUCAAGGGAAAUAGUAAUCGGUCCCCUCCUGAUGUCUGUCUUUUAAGUAUAAAUUUCUCAAGGUUCUAAUUAAUCUCAGUUCAUGUGACUGUUUUUUUGCCAAAAUGUUUGAAGGUAGUUUUUGGGCUUUUGGCUCAAGAUCUGUGUGAAUACUCAAUGGAUGAAGAAGUUUGCCUGCGAUGUGCACCAAUCCUACAUAGUUCAUGCGUGAGCAGAUCCUUUUGAGUGUAUUAUAUGAUUCUUGUAGUCUGUAUCUGAAUCUGGUGGAGUGGAUUUAGGUUCCAUCUCAAGGCUUGUGUCACUAUAUGUCCACAGUAAUUCAUCACAUUACAUCAGCUGUGACAGAUACUUGGAACAAUUUUGUUUUGAUUGGCGGCAUAUUUUUUAUUGACUUGUUUACAUUAUGAUGGCCCGUUUAUGGAAGCAAGUAUCAAUGUUUUUUAAAUUUCAAUCCUAGUAGCACCUUCUACUCAGCAUUGUGAUCCAUGUCUGCCCAAGUUCUUCAAUUCAGAAGUUCGAUCUUGAUGUUCCAUUUUUGGGGGUUCCGAUGCUUUCAGUAGAACACAGGUUUGUCUUAAUAUUAAAAUGAAUGGCAUGUGAAUGGGGUUUUCUUACAUCAGGAACCUUAUUUGUGGGUGCACUGCGCAGUGAAUAACGAUCCUGCUUGUAGGCUGUAAAGACCUUUCUUUGUAAAGCGUUUGUUGUCUGGGUUGGUGAGGUUUUUUUUUUUGUUUUGUUCGCUUUUUCUUUCUGUAAUUAAGGUUAAGGUAAUGUUUGAUGUCAAAAUGGCAAUUGAUGCCAUCUCGAAUAAUAUUAUUGUACUUGUGACGUCCCUUAGAAUCAUAGGUCCAUUUUCAUUUCAUGAGAGGCUUUAACCCAUUUGUCUCCGUGAUCAGAGUUCUCAUCAUGUUUGAUGUAGAGAUUUAUAUGGCAUAAAAGAUUCUGAAGCCUGGUGGAACUGCCAUUCUUAUGAAUGCAGGAUAUUGAUUUCCUGACUAAUUUAUAUAUUGCUUUAGGAUUAGUU